AUGCAUGUAGCACGAAGCCGGAUGCCGACAUCAGUGGUGUCGGCCUCGGGCCACCUCCAUAAGAAAGAGACAGCAAUCAAAGAAGUCGCAGGUGGCCUAAUUCUCACACAUGUUUCCCUCGCCAUCGCCAUCAUUGUGCAGAUGUACAAAAAGACAUUGACAUCCGUCGAUGCGGCGAUCGGCGCAGUCAUUUUGGACGCCCAAAACAUCGCUCUACUCAUUCCUGUCACUGCCAAACAGACCCUCGCAGCUCGAUGGCAGGUGCUCAUACUUAUACCAGCCCAGAUCCUCGGUCUAGUAUUCCUGCCAGUGCUGGUGGUCAAGUUCACCAAGGGAGGCUUCGCAUCGCAAGACUGCAAGUGUCUUACUAUCUUCUGGUGGUCCCGGUUAAGCGAUUGUAAGGCCUUCUCCGGUAACGAGCUUUCUCUCUUCUGGAUCUAUUACACGCUUCGUUGGAUGAUGUGGAUCCACUCGUCCUUCCAUUCUUUGUACAACGCCGAGUGGUUCCACAGAUCUGAGAAAGAAGGGCGCAUUCCAAUCUUGAACCGCGAUGGUACAAAGCCAAAGACGUAUUGGGAAAAGGCUAUAGCUCUAGCGCGUGAACUGCGGGAUUCAAAUCGACAAGUAACAAAGGCUACUCUACAGGCUGGCCUGCUGUAUAGACAAUACUCUGCGACGAUAUCAGUAUCGUAUACGGCAUACGCUCUAUACUCGCUCACAUCUAUGGUAGUUGCCGAAGUUACCAUUGGAGAGUACAACCUCCAACCAAGCUCCAACGCCAACUCGAUCGGUCAGAUAAUUGCCGUCGUGGUCUCGCUCGCUACUCUCCUUCGAGUCAUUUGGAGUUUCCAGAGCCUCUAUAAUGACGCUGAGAAUAGUUCAUUCCCCGACUUCAUCUUCUCAUUGCUUUCGCGGUCCCCGUCAAGUUGCUGCUUCGGCUCAAAUGUAGAAGAGGCGAGCGAAGAUCCAGCUCCGAUCUUGUCGAGACUAGAUGAAGAAGAGCGUGGGAGGAUAUCAGAUACCGAUAGUGGACAUGAUGGCUCAGGAGGAUCGCUACCUCCGCAAACUCCCGCAUUAUCUUCACAAUCAUCCCAUGGAGCGGUUGGCCUAGCUGAUCAACAUCUUGGGCCCAAUCCUGGAUCACCUCACCCAAGUAACAGCAGAAAUUCCUCCGAUAGCACCAACUUGCCAAAGACGCAGCCACAUUUGCCUUUGGGACAGAACGGUCGAGCACAGCGACUUCCACCGAAUCGUGCAGUGCCACAGCCAAAACGAACCGACUCCUACGGGCCAGCAUACCGAUUCGAGUUCCGCCAGCCAUUCCACCUAGACGCUGUCAAACAGCUCUUUCUGCCUACAGUCACCCAAUAUCUGGAAGUCCGAAGAAAGGCGAAGGCUACAACUCCAAUGAGCGAGCAUCCGGUCUCGCUCUCUACCAAACUCCCGAACCCCGAUCAGCCAAUGGCUUGUACACCACCACAACAGCCACAACAACAUACGGGUAGGGAGGAACCUCUUCCAUCGCCCUUAGUCGUAGAAGUACCGCAUCCAGCAGAAACUUCGACUUCCGACGAUAACCAACACCCCGUCAUGAUUAGCGGCUCGCCUCUCGAUUUAAUAGGCGCCGACAUGAUACCGAAGACAGAGCCCCUGAACACUUCCGAUGAAGACCCAAUUGGCAUCAGUCACCAAGGUUCCUGGAAAGAUGGUCGUCCCUAUGUACACGUUGAGGAAGAUAAAUAUGUACCUAUCCAAUCAGGUCCUCUCGAAAAAACAGAAGUAUCGUCAACACAAGAGCCUGGGGAAGAUAGUCCAGCGCCAGUCUCGACAUUUGGUGAUGGACGGAUAUUCCCUGCUAAUCGUUUUGUUUCCACUUAUGAUCUUAACAAGAGGGGCCUGACGUCAAAGACAGAGUACCCUGAUAUCGCAGACCAGUCAAAGGGUGGCGGAGAACCACAAGAACCGAGUGUGCAGAUUGAGAAGGGUCGCGCAUCAGCAUUGUCUAUCAUUGCAAACGAUACAGAGUCAGAGAAAGACGGCUCUCAGACGAUAGGCCAGUCUGCAAAGUCGAUUGAGCCGGUCGAUGAGGCCUUUGCCAAGUUCAAGGAUGCCAAGAACGUGAUCGCCAAUCCCCUCCAAGAAGCGCCUGUGCCGACUGGUAUUUAUCCAUGGAACAUACCCGCGGACUCUCGUUCAGGCUUUCCUCCACACGAGAGCUUGGAGCUGGAGCCAACACAAUCCUCGCCCAGUGACAUGGAGCCGUUUGCGUGGAGAAGACGGAGACGAAUGCAGGCGAUUCUUCGUUGGGAUUUUGUGCUUCAUGAACUGGGAAUUCUAUCGAGAAACCCAUCAGGAGGACAAGGCAGUGUCGGUGAAACUAUAGAGGCCACGCUACCCGAAUGGGAAUUGCCUCCCAAGGGACUCCCACUCGACGACCUCAUGUGUAAGACUAUCCUUCACUGGCAAGCAAGAUCGCGUAUGCCGCGAUGGGGUUGUCCAGGCAGGGAUGGAGCGUGUGGACUGAGCUACAUUGUCUGGAAGAACUUCUCAACGUUUGAGGGACACUACACAUGGGAUCACGCAGAAAGAAGUUUUCGUCAAAAAUGCCCUAUAGGGUGCUACGGGUCCUGGGAGACGCACACGAGAUCAUCUGCUCGAAACUACGAAAAUGGAUGUAUGCUCGCACGGCACAUCUGGAGCAAGCAUUUGUAUAGAGAGGAAUUCCGCGACCCGUCACUGCCACAAAUGGCGAAAGCAGAUCAGGCGAAAUCGGCGGAGUCUUCAAAAAUGGCUCAAGAGGCCGACGCAACGACCGAAAUCCAAACGUCUAGUAGUGAAAAGCAAGGGAAACUUCGUGCGCCUGAACUAGCGGCCACUGACAAGUCCGACAGGGUCGGGGGUAGACUUCACCCGCGCACUCCUCCAAGACUCGAGAAGAGACCUAGUUGGUGGCAACAGCGAUACGGAGAUCUGGAGCCCAAACCUGCGGCUGGCAGCGAGGGGGACAAAUGGCUCAGAGAAAUGCGCCUCUAG
Messenger RNA from Alternaria hordeiaustralica, 3033 nucleotides. RefSeq lists its product as uncharacterized. Lineage: Eukaryota; Fungi; Ascomycota; Dothideomycetes; Pleosporales; Pleosporaceae. Bases 1 to 3033 code for a protein of 1010 amino acids. The transcript has 3 exons. The record is from RefSeq and is a predicted model, not a curated record.